Molecule: messenger RNA, 580 nt
Organism: Sorex fumeus (smoky shrew)
Lineage: Eukaryota; Metazoa; Chordata; Mammalia; Eulipotyphla; Soricidae
Gene: MIF
Product: macrophage migration inhibitory factor
Exons: 3
Coding region: 112-459 (115 amino acids)
Molecular function (GO): phenylpyruvate tautomerase activity; cytokine activity
Source: RefSeq, a predicted model, not a curated record
GGGGCCUCGGCGGUUCCGGGGCGGUGCGGGCCGGCGGGCACGUAGCUCAGGGACCGGGCAGCGGCGGCGCGCGUGUGGGUCAGCUCCGGUCCUCUCCGCUCCUCCGCCGUCAUGCCGAUGUUCGUUGUGAACACCAACGUGCCCCGGGCCUCGGUGCCCGACGGGCUCCUCGCCGAGCUCACGCAGCAGCUGGCGCAGGCCACGGGCAAGCCGGCCCAGUACAUCGCGGUGCACGUGGUCCCGGACCAGCUCAUGGCCUUCGGUGGCUCCAGCGAGCCGUGCGCGCUCUGCAGCUUGCACAGCAUCGGCAAGAUUGGGGGCUCGCAGAACCGCACCUACAGCAAGCUACUGUGCAACCUCCUGACCGAGCGCCUGCGCAUCAGCCCGGAUAGAAUCUACAUCAACUACUACGACAUGAACGCGGCCAAUGUGGGCUGGAACGGCUCCACCUUUGCGUGAGGACCGUGCUCGCCCCUCCUGCCUGCCCCAGGCAGGCCCCACCACCCGCAGUAUUGUGCCCACCCCCCAGCGACCCCACCACUCCUACCAUCGGGAGAAAUAAAACGGUUUGAACUUCCCA